Papaver somniferum (opium poppy) is the source of this 915-nucleotide messenger RNA. RefSeq lists its product as uncharacterized. Bases 1 to 915 code for a protein of 304 amino acids. The transcript has 3 exons. The record is from RefSeq and is a predicted model, not a curated record. NCBI's taxonomy places the organism in Eukaryota, Viridiplantae, Streptophyta, Magnoliopsida, Ranunculales, Papaveraceae.
AUGGACAUGAAGGACAUACGAACACAAAUGGGUCAACUAGCUACUACUGUGAGCAAAUUGGAAGCACAAGCAGCUGGAAAACUUCCUUCACAUCCAUUAAAUCAUAAGGAUAAUGCCAAUGCUAUUGGUCUACAAAGUGGGAAUCAAGUAGAGAAGCCGACAACAUCACCGGUGUCCCAUGAACCUGAUUUGGAGAAAGAAGAGGGUGAAACAGCCCCUAAAAAGGCUGACCCGGUAACAAAUUCUAACUCUAAAACUCGUGUUUCCACUUAUGCUACUCGUCUGCCUUUUCUUAGCAGGUUUGCAAAUUCGAACAAGGAGACAUUGUACCAAGAGAUUUGGGAGAUCUUUAAGAAGAUUGAAGUGAACAUUCCACUAAUUGAGGCAAUAAGGCAGGUCCCUCGCUAUGCGAAGUUCUUGAAGGAAAUGUUUGAACGUGCUAUGAUAGAUCUAGGAGCAUCCAUUAAUUUCAUUCCUGCCUCCAUUUAUGAAUCAUUGAAUCUUGAUCCUCUUAAAGAUACCGGGGUUAUUGAGGAUGUUUUGGUGCAGGUUAACCAACUCAUAUUUCCGGAGGAUUUCUAUGUUCUUGACAUGAUGGACGAAGAUCCACCAUCGUCUACCCCCUUGAUGUUGGGUAGACCAUUCAUGAGAACCGCAAGAACAAAGAUAGAUGUUUUUAAAGGCGCUUUAACUAUGGAGUUUGAUGAUGAAAUCAUAAGCUUAAACAUCUUCGAGGCUAUGGGAUAUCCUAGUGAUGUGCAUUUAUGUUUUUCAAUUGAUAUUAUAGAUUAUCUUGCUCAACAGGUUUUUGAAUUGAAUAGUGACGAUGCCUUAGAAAACACCAUAAUGGAGUGUUUAGGUUAUGGAAAUACAAAGACUUUGAAAGUGAAUUGUCUAUGCUCGAUGAGCUUAUAG